Molecule: messenger RNA, 699 nt
Organism: Lolium rigidum
Lineage: Eukaryota; Viridiplantae; Streptophyta; Magnoliopsida; Poales; Poaceae
Product: acyl-CoA--sterol O-acyltransferase 1-like
Exons: 2
Coding region: 1-699 (232 amino acids)
Biological process (GO): lipid metabolic process
Source: RefSeq, a predicted model, not a curated record
AUGGAGUUCCUGCAGGACAGCAUCCCCAUGGUGUCCGUGGCGGCGGCGGCCGCCGCGCUGUACGCGCGCGCGUCUUCGUCCGUCCUGCGCCCGGGCUUCCCGCGUCUCGUCGCGCUGCUCCCGCUCUUCCCAUUCCUCGUCGCCGCCCCCUUGGCCUUCACUUCCUCCACCAUCAUCCGGGCCACCAUCGCCUUCUUCCUCGCCUGGCUCUGCGCCUUCAAGCUCGCCCUACUCGCCGCCGGCCGUGGGCCGCUCGACCCCGCCCUCCCCGUGCUCACGUUUCUCUUCACCGCCUUGCUCCCCGUCAAGCUCCGACAGCGGCGCGGCGGUGCUGGAGCGGGAGCAGCGGCGUCGACCAAAGCCAGCAAACCGGAUCUGUCACUGGUUUCUUGCGCGGUCAAGGCCGCGGUCAUAGCCGUCAUCCUCCGCCUCUACCAGUUCAACAACCAGCUGCAUCUCUACGUGCGUCUCGCCGUGUACGGUGUCCACAUAUACUGCUUCCUGGACCUCUUCUUCCCCUGCAUCGCGCUCGCCGUCGGCGCGCUCGGCAUGGAGACGGAGCCGCAGUUCGACCGGCCGUACCUGGCGUCGUCGCUGCGCGACUUCUGGGGACGGAUAGUUACAACCAAGAGUUUUGCUGAAACAGCCCCCACCAUAGUUCAACCCUUUGAGCCACCUUAUCCGGGCAGGAAGUCCUAA